CUCAACUCUCAUCACGCCCGUCCCUACGCCGGACGCGCAGCUAGGCACGAGCAGUCAUUCGGCACCGAGGCGCUGUGGGCAAAAUGACCGACGACGGCGACAAGGGCGGCAGCAUCUCGAGCGAGGACAACAUCGAGGAGGCUGGCUUCCGAGGACUGCUCUCGGAGAGCAGCCAGCGGCUGGGCACAGCGAUUAAGGGGCCAGAGCAAGAGAAGCUCGACCGCUGGAUCAAGCUGAUGGCAGAGGGCGCAGAAAACUUCUCGCCCCGCGCCAAGAAAUGCGUUAUGAUGUGCAAGCCAGCCAUCGAGAUUGGGAUCAAGGUAAUCCUUGUCGUGAUGGCCAUCUACCUCGUCAUCUUCUCGAUGGGGUACAAAGUUUUCAAGCUGCUCCCCAUGAAUGCGAUCAAAAUGGUCUUCGGGGCUGCGCUGUGCUUCUUUGGAGGAACCUACUACGCCUCCAUCGCAGCCAUCGAGGCUUUCCGCAUCUUUGGCUGGGAGACGCUGCAGGCCAACGUGAAAAUCGUGAUGGAGCAGGCGAACGCCGUGCAAGCUGCAUCGGAGAUUGACAACUCUGUGGACGACGACCACGACGGGGUUGCGGACGUCGACCAGAUCUCUUCGCAGGCGCUGCUCCGCCGCAAGACGGUGCUCGCAAUGACCACUAUCCAGGAGCCGGAGCGGCUCAAGAAGGCGGUCGGCAACCUUUGGACCGCGUAUGUGUCUGUGCUCGCGACCCUGCGGCUCGAGUUUGCCCGCACUACCUCCCUCGCUCUUGCCAUUGUCGAGAUGAUCAAGUUCCCAAUUAUGCGAUGGAUCCUACCGCCACUGAUGAUGUUCCUUGGCUCCGAUCUGAGCCACUGGGCGAAGACCUUUGUCGAGGUGACCCUCAACGUGAUUGCGAUGGUCGUGGCGUGGUACAUGCAAAUGAUCAUCUCCUCCUUCUACUCGGCGAUCCGCGGCGGCCGUCUGUUUGCAGAGGGGCUGAUUGCGGUUCUAAUCGAAAAGGAUCUGUUACGCAAGCUCCCCUUCUUCAAAAAGGCGCGCUCGAGCGACCCGCCCGAGGGCGAGAAGGCAGAGUUUGACGCCGAUGAGUCGUAUCUCGACGAGGUCAUCGGCUUUUCCUUUGCGGGCGUGGGCUUUCUGUGGCAGCUCACCAGCGGCUUCGCACUCCCCUUCCCUCUCAACCUCGUUUUCUUCCCACUCACCCUCGUUGAGUACUUUCUCCGCUGGCAGAUUGCGACGACCGCUGCGGCGCAGGAGGUGGGGGGCGCCGGAGAAUGACCGAACUCAGUCUUGCGGAGGAGGGGGGGGGAGCUAUCUCGAUGGUUUGCACCAGUGCAGCGGUGGAUGCGCUUUGUAUUAUGGCUCAGCGUUUUGGGUCUCGGAAUAAGCAAGAAAACCC
Molecule: messenger RNA, 1401 nt
Organism: Emiliania huxleyi CCMP1516
Lineage: Eukaryota; Haptophyta; Isochrysidales; Noelaerhabdaceae
Exons: 2
Coding region: 84-1280 (398 amino acids)
Source: RefSeq, a predicted model, not a curated record